Messenger RNA from Agrilus planipennis (emerald ash borer), 3117 nucleotides. It is a transcript of the gene Nmdar1, whose product is annotated as glutamate [NMDA] receptor subunit 1. The record is from RefSeq and is a predicted model, not a curated record. Gene Ontology annotation, biological process: monoatomic ion transport; chemical synaptic transmission; ionotropic glutamate receptor signaling pathway. NCBI's taxonomy places the organism in Eukaryota, Metazoa, Arthropoda, Insecta, Coleoptera, Buprestidae. The transcript has 15 exons. The coding region runs from base 117 to 2870 and encodes 917 amino acids. Gene Ontology annotation, molecular function: NMDA glutamate receptor activity. Gene Ontology annotation, cellular component: NMDA selective glutamate receptor complex; synapse; plasma membrane.
CUGGAGCAGUUGCUGGGACAACGGGCGCGGUUUUAGUCUUAAUUCUAACACACACAUUUGCAGACCCACUUCUUCCGGUUUGCCAUUUAACAACAAACAAUGGAAAUAAUACCUACAUGAAAAUGUGUAAAAUACUAUUGGUAUCAUUCUUUUUCAGUUUUGUUCGGGCGUUUUCUAACCCUUCAAGUUUUAAUAUAGGUGGUGUGUUAAGUAAUAACGAAAGCGCUGUAUUUUUCAAACAGACCAUACAGCAUCUCAACUUUGAUCAGCAAUAUGUCCCCAAAGGUGUUGUUUAUUAUGACAAAGCAAUUUUAAUGGAUCAGAAUCCAAUAAAAACGGCUUUGAAUGUAUGCAAGUAUUUAAUAUCAAAUAGAGUUUAUGCUGUAGUGGUAUCGCACCCACUUACAGGAGAUUUAUCUCCUGCAGCUGUUUCCUAUACGAGUGGGUUUUAUCAUAUACCUGUCAUAGGUAUAUCUUCUAGAGAUUCAGCGUUUUCUGAUAAAAAUAUUCACGUCUCAUUUCUCAGAACUGUGCCUCCUUAUUCUCAUCAGGCAGAUGUAUGGGUUGAACUUUUGAAACACUUCAAUUAUAAGAAAGUUAUAUUUAUUCACAGUUCUGAUACUGACGGUCGCGCGUUACUUGGAAGGUUCCAAACUACUUCUCAAAGUUUGGAAGAUGACGUAGAAAUCAAAGUUCAGGUUGAAUCGGUAAUCGAAUUUGAACCUGGUCUCGAAACAUUCGCAGAGCAGUUGCAAGAAAUGAAAAAUGCUCAAGCAAGGGUAUAUCUCAUGUAUGCAAGUAAAACAGAUGCAAAGGUCAUAUUUCGAGACGCCGCAAUGUACAAUAUGACCGAAGAAGGUUACGUUUGGAUUGUUACUGAACAAGCUCUGGAGGCAGAAAAUGCUCCUGUGGGUCUAUUGGGUUUAAAACUGGUCAAUGCAACAAACGAAAGAGCCCACAUUAAAGAUAGCACUUACGUUCUUGCGUCGGCAUUACGGGAUAUGAACCAAACAAAAAUUAUAACUGAAGCCCCAAAAGAUUGUGACAAUUCUGGAUCAAUAUGGGAGACAGGGAAAGAUUUGUUUUAUUUUAUCAGAAAGCAAGUGCUGUUAAAUGGUGAGACAGGUAAGGUGGCGUUUGACGAUCAAGGGGACAGAAUCAAUGCCGAAUAUGAUGUAGUAAAUAUCCAAAGGAAUAAAAACCAAGUGGCAGUUGGAAAAUAUUAUUUUCAUAAGCAAUCCGAACAAGAUAAUGGAAGGAUGCAUUUAACAGUGGAAGAAAGACGAAUCCUUUGGCCAGGAAGAACCAGUAUUAAACCUGAAGGAUUCAUGAUACCCACUCACCUAAAAGUGUUAACAAUCGAAGAAAUUCCUUUUGUAUACGUGAGAAAAUUGAAAGAUGAAAAAGACAAGUGUAACGAGGAAGAAAUACCAUGUCCUCAUUACAAUUCAUCGCAAGACGAGUACGAACAAUUUUGUUGUAAGGGUUACUGUAUGGAUUUACUAAGAGAAUUGUCCAGAAAGAUUAACUUCACGUAUAAUUUGGCUCUUUCGCCAGAUGGACAGUUUGGAAAUUAUGUCAUUAAAAAUAAUUCUGUUACCAGUAAAAAGGAAUGGACUGGGCUUAUUGGGGAACUAGUAAACGAAAGAGCCGAUAUGAUAGUUGCACCACUCACAAUCAACCCCGAAAGGGCCGAAUUCAUUGAGUUUAGUAAGCCUUUUAAAUAUCAAGGAAUAACAAUUUUAGAGAAAAAGCCUUCUAGAUCGUCAACUCUGGUGUCUUUUCUGCAACCUUUUAGCAACACAUUGUGGAUAUUGGUGAUGGUAUCGGUCCACGUUGUCGCUUUAGUUCUUUAUUUACUCGAUAGAUUUUCUCCCUUUGGAAGAUUCAAAUUAGCUAACGCUGACGGUACGGAAGAAGAUGCUUUAAAUCUUUCUAGCGCCAUUUGGUUUGCGUGGGGCGUUUUGUUGAACAGUGGUAUUGGUGAAGGAACUCCGCGGAGUUUCUCGGCAAGAGUGUUAGGUAUGGUCUGGGCAGGAUUUGCCAUGAUCAUUGUGGCAUCGUAUACUGCCAACUUGGCAGCUUUUCUCGUGUUGGAAAGACCAAAAACGAAAUUGACUGGAAUAAACGAUGCUAGAUUACGAAACACAAUGGAAAAUUUGACAUGUGCUACAGUGAAAGGUUCAGCAGUGGACAUGUAUUUCAGAAGGCAAGUAGAGCUUUCGAAUAUGUAUCGAACCAUGGAAGCAAAUAAUUACAACACUGCUGAAGAUGCGAUAAGAGAUGUCAGAGAAGGAAAAUUAAUGGCAUUUAUAUGGGACAGUUCACGUUUGGAAUUUGAAGCAGCACAAGAUUGUGAAUUGGUGACCGCAGGAGAACUAUUCGGAAGGUCUGGGUAUGGAAUCGGACUCCAAAAAGGUUCUCCUUGGUCAGACGACGUCACCUUAGCAAUACUGGACUUCCACGAAAGCGGUUUCAUGGAAAGUCUUAAUACAAAGUGGAUACUUCAAGGAAAUCCUGUGAAACAAUGCGAACAAUUUGAAAAAACACCAAACACUCUCGGUUUACAAAAUAUGGCCGGCGUUUUUAUUUUGGUUGCCGCUGGAAUUGUAGGGGGUGUUGUUUUAAUAGUUAUCGAGAUGGCGUAUAAGAAACACCAGAUUAAAAAGCAAAAACGUAUGGAACUAGCUAGACAUGCAGCUGACAAGUGGAGAGGCUGUGUGGAGGUAAUCCUUCAAUUAGUUUAUGGAUUGCGACACUAUAAUCAAAAACAAAACAGUCAUUCAGAAUAUGGACAAAUUUUAUGGUUACAUAUAAAGUUAAGACUUUCACUAUCCCUGUCUAAUUGUGGUAUUUUUCGGGCUGAUUGACCGUGGUUGAUGGUAAUAAAGAAAUCUUCCAAAUCCUUUACAACCUUGACGCUAGCCAUUACCAUCGGCCAUGGCUAAGCACCCCGGAAAAUACCACAACUACUUUACGGAACAUGUUUGCAUAAUAAGGGGACGGCCCGCUAGAAACAGGGAGUAGAUGCAGAAGGUGAAAUUUCUCAAUUACGUCAUUGAAAUGGGCUGUGCUCACAAUUUUAUAGAAAAGUGGAUGAGUUGAAACAAAAUGCUU